Lytechinus variegatus (green sea urchin) is the source of this 6977-nucleotide messenger RNA. RefSeq names its product serine-rich adhesin for platelets-like. The record is from RefSeq and is a predicted model, not a curated record. Gene Ontology annotation, molecular function: protein binding. Gene Ontology annotation, cellular component: cytoplasm; cytoskeleton. NCBI's taxonomy places the organism in Eukaryota, Metazoa, Echinodermata, Echinoidea, Temnopleuroida, Toxopneustidae. The transcript has 13 exons. Gene Ontology annotation, biological process: negative regulation of actin filament polymerization. The coding region runs from base 478 to 5958 and encodes 1826 amino acids.
GCGUUGAAUGGACUCAAUUUACAUUGGAUCGGCUUUGUGGAAUCACUUUGUACUCCGUCCUUUGUCCGAGAGGGAUGGCUUCGCCACACAUUGGACGCCAGUGCUAGUUGAUUCCACACCACCACCACUACCAUCGGCAUCGCUCCACUGCUCCAGCGGGCUGAGGAUAGGGGGAUGAGGGUCCCUCUUUCAGAGCAUGGUGUAAUACUAGGAAUGCUUAUCUCAAGGUCUUCAUGUUCACUCUCAGGAUAUCUUAUAUUGAAGGAAUAUUUUACCCAACUCUUUCAUGAGCCACUGGAACUCCUGUAACUGCUUCAUCAUUUUCGAUUUAUCUUCCCGCUCAUCAUCAUCAGGUUGUCUGGCGGAAAAAAGAUGAGUAUGCCGAGAGUAGACGCUGACUGGCCCAUCACCAGUGUAUAGAGAGAGACAAGCCGGUAUCACUCCAUUUAGAUCUAGCUCCACCCGGAGACGGUUACCAUGGCGCAGGCAAUGAUGCGGGGGAUGGCCGACGGUGGACCGAGGGAGGGGUACACCAUUGAGAACUACUAUGCCCAGGCUCCAGGUCACCAUCGCUCUCGUAUACCAGUCCGUUAUGGCUAUGCCAACACCAACUCCAGCAAUAGCAACAGUCUUGAGGUGAAUGGAACCUCGGAUGUUGAUCUGUCUCAAGUCCAGCGGUGUGAAUGCUGUCCGUACGGCUACCACAUUGAUCUUGACUUUGUCAACUUCUGCGAAGACAUCUCUUCUGGUGCCAACUUGAAGAAGAUCAAGAAGACAAAGCGAUCCCGGUCACGCAAUGCAGUGAAAAGCAUUCGCCCCCCACCACCGCUCAUUCCACCGCGGAGUAGCUCCCUGCCCCCCAAGAGGCCCAAGAAAUCGAAGGAGAAGUUAGAACCAGAUAAGAUCCUUGAAAAGGAAAAUGCAGCAUUUUGGAAGAUUUACCAGCAGUUUGCAAAGCUGUUGCGGAAAGAGUCCAAGUUUGAGGAUUUGAACCUGCCAGCAGUGGAAGCAAGUUUUCUGGAUACCCAGAGUUUGCCACCCGAGGGUUAUGACCAAAGCUUGAGUGAUCUUGAGACGGAGAGUGUCACAUCGCUCCCUCAGGGGUAUCCUCCUGAGAUGGAGCGCAGGAGUAGUCUUCCAAGCUAUCAGGUUCUUCAGGAUGCUCUCAAUAACAAGAUGGACAUCUACAAUAGCAACGUCAAUGGUCCUCUUUCUAUCUCCAACCUGAUUUCCAUGUCCCAUCAGAGUGGCUCCACCAGUUCUCUCUCCUCUACGGGAAGUUCAAGUGCUUUCUCCCCCAUUCCCAAUGGAGGUUCUUACACAGAUAUUGACUACAUGAAGCGGCCGUUGAGUAGCGCUUCCAGUAUAGGGGAACUGUCCACUGCAUCAGGGCGAUCCACGCCGUCAUCUAUCAGCACAAAUGCAUUGUCAGCUGUUAGACAGCAGAUGGCUACAGCUCUGUUACGCCUAAAGCAGCUUGAAGAACAGGUCAAGGCUAUCCCAGUCCUCCAGGUCAAGAUCUCUGUCUUAAAGGAAGAAAAACGGUUACUUAUGUUGCAGCUGAAAUCAAAGAGCAAGGAGAGGCACCUUCGACAUGUUGGUGUCUGUGAUGGCGUCGUUGAGGUCGAUGGGGUGAUAACAAUCAAUGGAGAUUCGUCCACCCCAUAUUAUGAGCUUCCCAAUAUUGACAUGGUUCCUACAAGUGUAAGGUCACCUAAACCCACUCGCCCCUUCAGUCCUGGUAGCCCAGGUAGAUCACCCUCUCCAAGGUUUGGCUUCCAUGGUGGAAGGGCUAGUAGCCCUGGACCAGCAUCCCCUGGGGUGACACGUCGCACCAGUAGCCCUGGUCCUCUAAGCCCUACACCAUCUUCCCCUCAACAUAGACUCAUGUCCCCUUUGAAAUCACCACAGCACAGAACGCAGGGACCUCCCACAUCCCCCAAGCCGUCAAUUCCAAAAGGGAAACCCAACCCACCCCCUGUCCCACCAAAGAAAGCCUAUGUAACACCUGUUCCAAGGGCCAAGGCAGAAACUAGAUCAGUGGGUGUGGAUGCUAACAUGAUCACCGCAUUGAAAUCUCCUGAGACAAAAUCCAUUGGGAUCAACGUGGAUUUAAUUUCAGAAGUGGAGAAACCAAACACUGCAAAGGUCAUUGAGAGGAAAAGCAAGAUGCAGCCGGUGAAAUUGUCAAGCGUUCAUUUACGCACUGUUCGCAGCCUGUCAGCCUGGGAUAAUAAACGGAGCGUGAAUGGCUUAGGGGGCAGUGCCGAUCCUAAGAAGGCUGGGAGCGAGGGAAAUGGUUCAUCAGCUGAUGGAGAGGCAGGGGGGAAGGGGGUAAUCAGGGAGGGUCUGAUUACACCAAUCAGGGUUAAUAAUGUCUCCUCCUCCUCACCUGGUUCUAACGCUGACUCAACCAGUGAACACCCAACUUCAACAUUAACCAGCUUCACAACCUUGUUACCUCAAUCACCCUCCACAGCUAACACAUUGCAGCAGGACUGCAAUGAAAGACUUAUUUCUCCCGCCACUCUAAAUACACAAACCUACACAGCACCCCCUUCGCACCAUCUAGCCACUGCCAAGAAUGUUUGUGAACGUGGCACGGUGACGGACAAUAUCCAAACCAGGAUUAUGGGAACUAACACCAAACCACCUGUUUCAGCCAAGCGUUCGGAUGCGAACAUCGGUACCGACCUGCAAGGCAGCUCAACAUCGAAGACUGAUGCGUCAGUUACUGCAAGGAUACAACCAAGCAAUAUGCAAUCUACUGAAACGGAAGUGAUCGAGAUGGUGGAGUUUGGAGCCAAUACGUCGGUCAAAUGUGAGGAAAGCGGAGUCAAUACGGUCAACAUCUUGACCGAAGAGAGGGGGACGUGUCCUGGACUGUCUUUUGACAAUGUCCGGUAUUUUAAAUCGGUUGUGGGUAUAGACUCUGGGUUCAGUACUGCUGAGAAAGGUGUGGAAGCUCUCCCUGAAAGAAGCCCAUGCCAAGAUUCCUUUACCAGUACUGAAAUCACAGAGGCUAAGGAUAGUGAUACGAACACUGAAAAUGUUAAACUUGUGACAAGCUCAUGCAAUACAGAGAGGCAAGCUGAAUAUGUGGAUAGUUGCGUUGGGGACGAUAUUGACUUAAAUGACAUUAUCUGCUGCCGGAAAGUAGAUACACACACCAUCGGUACUAAUACUAGCCAAAUGUUGGAGUCGAGGUCACGGACAGUCGGUGUAGGAUUGUGCUCGGUGGCUGAUAGCUAUUGCGUGAAGUGUGAUAAUAUCCAGACAAGAACAAUAGGAAUCGGGGGAGGGAGAGUAUCUGAGAGUACCACAAGAACACGUACAAUAGGGACAAAUCACAGCGUGCUCUCAAAGACAAUCGGCGUUGGAUCCGACAUCGUUUGUGAUCCUAAAUCACUGCUUGGUUCUGUCAAUGUGGCAGUGGGAGACCGUGAUGUGAAUGAUGCAAUGUGUAAUCUUUGUGAUAAAAAACAGCAAAGGACAAUCGGCUUGGGGAUAAGGAUACCCACCCGUGAUGCUGCCAUCGGAGACGGACCCGUCCUUGACCAAAGGAACAUUGGUAUUGGACUCUGCACUGUCAUGGAUAGAAUCUGUGACAGGUGUGACAACCUGAAAACUGUUUCUGUUGGUAUCGGUAGUUCCGAUGUCAACCGAUACACACAUUCGCGUUCCAUCCAAGUUGAUGAGGUUUCUCCAGACUCUGCAAUAGUGGCUCCUCUGUGCUCAAGCCCAACCAAGUUCGGGCUUACCACGUUUGCGAGGCUCUACAGCGAUGAGAAUGACUCUGUAUUCUUGACGGAAACAUCGUCGGAUGUUGCGACUGUGGAAUCUAGUGUUGAGGAUGUUGAUGAUGCUCCUCCAACGACAACCUUUGCGGAGAUGAUGGAUGAGGAGAUAAAACCAGCUGACUUCCAACAACUUCACCAUGCUUUUACACCGGUGUUUUCUAAACCUACACAAAUGCAAGAAUCUGAAGAUCUUCCAAGAAACAUGGCACCCCAUCGUGAGAAUGGAUCCUCCCAACCCGACGGCACUGUCUCCACUGGAUCACUUGACUAUGAGAUUCAUGUUACCAUGGAUGAGCAAAGCAUGCUGGGAAAUGGAUUCAGUAAUCCCCACGCUAUACUAGCCGAUGAGAGUCCAGGUGCUAUUGCUCCCAAGACUACUCUGGCAGCUACCAUUAUGAAGAGGGGGAGUCAAGACUCUGGAACGGAGGGACAUCUGAGUGAGACAGAGCACCCAGAAUUGAAGGUUUUAAACAGCUCAGCAAUGAGCUCCAGUAGCUCCAGCAGCGACUCCUCCGAGACAGAUUCCGACAGCUCCAACACCACCAGCUCCACCACCUCCAGUGAGGACCUCGGCUCCUUGCCUGGAUCCCCUCCAAAGAGCUCCUCGACCAGGAGCAGCAGGAGCAGUGGGAAGAGGAAGGGAAAGAAGGAGGUGGAGGGACAGAAGGAGAGCGAUGGAGUGAAGAAGAACGGGGCGACGGAGACGAUGGUUGGAGAGGAGACGAGGCUUGCUUGCAUCUCGUUGGGGAAACUGAUGCUGAAACCAGGAGACGGUCACACCAAGGAGCUGACAUCUUGCAUGGCGACGGUCGCCAAGGACUGGUUCCGCAUCACAAGCCAGAAGUCAUCUGACCCACAGCAGGUCAAGGGUUUCCUAGAGGUCAUCGCAAAGGAUGCUGGGAAGGCGGUCCUGGAGAGAAUUGUCAACAUUGCUGACAGCAAUGGUAACACGGCUCUCCAUUACUCGGUCUCCCACGGCAACUUCGACAUCGUCCUCCUCCUCCUCGACACUGAGGUGUGUCAGACAGACAAGCCCAACAGGGCGGGGUAUACCACCAUCAUGCUGGCUUCCUUGGUUCCUAUCCAGAAUGAGAAACAUGCCAAUGUGGUCUCCAGGCUCUUCAGAGAAGGCGAUGUCAAUCAGCGGGCUAGCCAGGCUGGGCAAACUGCUCUGAUGUUAGCGGUCAGUAAAGGUAGACUGGACAUGGUCAAGCUUCUAUUGACCUCCGGUAGUGAUGUCAAUACACAAGAUGAGGAUGGUUCUACAGCUUUGAUGUGUGCCAGUGAACAUGGUCAUCUUGAUAUUGUUAAAGUUCUACUCGCACAUCCACAAUGUGACACACACCUAGAAGAUAAUGAUGGAAGCAAUGCCUUUUCUAUCGCUAUGGAGGCUGGGCAUAAAGAUAUUGGUGUCUUACUUUAUGCUCAUAUGAAUUUCGGCAAGCAAUCCAGCUCAUCGAAAAAGAAAUCGCCUGGACCUUCAAGCCCUCAGCGCCACAUGUCAUCAAGUGCUAUGAAUCACCCUCGCAGUCAUUCCAUCAGCUUAUCACAAGGUCCUUCAAGAAGCACAUCUUCCUCCAGUAUUUCAAGUCUACCAGCACAAACUACCACCAGUCAUCAAGAAACCUCCUCCACCAUGACCAAGAGAGGGCGCUCCAUGUUAAACCUCAACACGGUCGCCAGCUCCUCAAGUCCGGCAAGCGGGGGCGCGAAUGGGUCGAGUGCCGCUACGACGAGCCGAUCGCAGACCACCUCACCUACUACCGAAGACCUUCCACCCGCGCAGCUCUUCCGAAGUCGAUCGCUGAGCCCAUCGUCCCGCACCCCAUCGUUCAAAGCACUCCAACUCCCGAAGGGACCUAACACGGGCCACUCGAGUCGCAUUCCUACCCCACCAAGUGGAUCGCCGAAGCGUGUCGCUGCAAUCCUUGCAGCCCAGCGGUCGUCGUCCGCACACUCCGCUCACCGCAACUGUGGCUCGCCUGCCAAUGGUGGGGAGAGUCCGGCUGCCCAGCGCAGGACGUCUCCCACCAAGAAGACGUAUGGUGCACAAGGUAAAGCCAACAGCACAGGUUCUAGCAGUGCAAGAAGUAGCCCAAGACAAACUCCAUUACAGAAGAAAGGCAUCAAACCGGCCAGUAAAUAUUCAACUGUCUGAGAACGAAAAUUAAUGAUUAUUGACUUUCGUGCAACAUGGAGAAUUGAUAAUGAUGAUAAUACUACAACAAAUAGGGGUUUGGAAAUGGUUUGGAUACUGUACAUAAGUCUGUUUUAAAGCAUUAUUUGUAAUGUCAACUGCAAUACUCUUCUAAUAAAAUGAGUAUUCUUGAACUGCUUGUCCAGAACAUUAGAGCAGCAUUCUAAUACAUGAAAACCUCUGGUGCUAUCUCUCUUUAUAAUAAUGACUAUUUUAAAAAGAUGAUACUAUGGUAAAGAAUCUUCAAAACUAAGGUGCUAUAACUCUCUUGAACAAAGAAUUUCCAUGAAAAAUUGCUAUGCAAGAUGUAUUUAAACAAAAUAAUUUUUCAACAAAAAAUAAUUCAAGAUUUCAAGAAUUUGUGAAGAAAGUACAUGUAGAUGAUAAAUAAAAUUGAUUUUUCCCCAUUAAAAUGAGUUGAAGAUGCUGAAGCAAGAUUAAAAGAAGGCAUAUCAGUAAAAAAAACAAGAAUUUAUUGGAUACUGCAAUGAUCUUGAAGGGGGAAAAUGAAAUCAGAACAAGAUUUAAAGUAUCAAUCAAGAAAUUGAAAUAUAGAUUGGAUCAUAUCUUGUAAUUAAAGUAAAUGGAGCAAAAGUCAAAUACUGUCUUGAAAAAAAAGAAGAAAAGGCAGAAGUAUAAAAGCAAGAUUCAAAGUAUCAAUCAAGAAAUUGAAACAUAGAUUGGAUACUAUCUUGUAAUUAAAGUAAAUGGAGCAAAAUUCAAUACUGUCUUGAAAAAAAAGAAGAAAAAAGACAGAAGUAUAAAAGCAAGAUUCAAAGUAUCAAUCAAGAAAUUGAAACAUAGAUUGGAUACUAUCUUGUAAUUAAAAUAAAUGGAGCAAGAUUCAAAUACUGUCUUUAAAAAAAGAAGAAAAGGCAGAAGUAUAAAAGCAAGAUUCAAAGUAUCAAUCAAGAAAUUGAAACAUAGAUUGGAUACUAUCUUGUAAUUAAAGUAAAUGGAGCAAGAUUCAAAUACUGUCU